This is a messenger RNA of Mangifera indica (mango), 557 nucleotides long. RefSeq names its product basic blue protein-like. Gene Ontology annotation, molecular function: electron transfer activity. The record is from RefSeq and is a predicted model, not a curated record. NCBI's taxonomy places the organism in Eukaryota, Viridiplantae, Streptophyta, Magnoliopsida, Sapindales, Anacardiaceae. The transcript has 2 exons. Bases 54 to 434 code for a protein of 126 amino acids. Gene Ontology annotation, cellular component: plasma membrane.
CUCCAUCUUUGUAUCUCACAACAAAAAUAUUCCUUCCAUCUAUUCACGGAAAUAUGACACAGAUGGUGAGAACCAGCGCAAUUUUAAGUGUAAUUCUUCUAUUAUCAGUGCAGCUACUUCAUUUGAAAAUGGUUCUUGCAGCCACCUUCGUGGUCGGAGAUGCCGCCGGUUGGACUUUCAACGUGGCAGCUUGGCCCAAUGGGAAACAUUUCAAGGCUGGUGAUCAACUUGUGUUCAAAUAUGAUCCGAAUGUGCACAAUGUAGUGGCUGUGAAUCGAAAUGGCUAUGAUUCUUGUGCCAUUUUGCCGCCAAACGCCCCAGAAUUUACAUCGGGGCAUGAUCAGAUAAAGCUUAAAGCAGGACCAAACUACUUCAUUUGCGGCGUCCCGGGGCACUGUGAAGGAGGAAUGAAGAUAGCCGUGAUUGCAAAAUAGAAUGGUAUUGAGAUCGAUCAGCUUGUAGGCUGAAGAAUUAAUCAUUUAUGCUUACUUUUGUGAGUUAAAAGUUGUAAACGGUCGAAACCAUUGAUAAAUAAAAUAAGAUUAUUUGAUGUUUUA